AUGACGUCAUUCGUUGCGACGCCUACGCAACGCGCUUUCGUCGGAAAGCGCAACAAAAUGACGGCAGCUGACGUCCGAAAACAUGUGAUGACUGGUAGUUUGAUGAUGUUACAUCCUGGAACGCUGGAUUUAGCCUUUCCGAACAGCUCAUCCACACAAACACUCAGCUUAGUGGAUGUAGUAGACCCGGUUGAUGUUGAAGAGGCUCUGGCUCAGCGUCGUACAUCUGCCCUCUAUGACAUAUCGUCUACAACGAAUAGUCCUAGAAAGUACGUUUCUCAUCUUUAUAAUGCCAAGAGUCUUUGA
Haemonchus placei is the source of this 306-nucleotide messenger RNA. Lineage: Eukaryota; Metazoa; Nematoda; Chromadorea; Rhabditida; Trichostrongylidae. The record is from the annotation of a GenBank genome assembly.